Rhododendron vialii is the source of this 1119-nucleotide messenger RNA. RefSeq names its product histidine-containing phosphotransfer protein 1-like. Bases 280 to 717 code for a protein of 145 amino acids. The record is from RefSeq and is a predicted model, not a curated record. Lineage: Eukaryota; Viridiplantae; Streptophyta; Magnoliopsida; Ericales; Ericaceae. Gene Ontology annotation, molecular function: protein histidine kinase binding; histidine phosphotransfer kinase activity. Gene Ontology annotation, cellular component: nucleus; cytoplasm. Gene Ontology annotation, biological process: phosphorylation; cytokinin-activated signaling pathway; phosphorelay signal transduction system. The transcript is spliced from 7 exons.
AAAGAUGGGGAAUGGGAAUGGUACAUGGCAUCAAAUUUUGGAUCUAGUGGGUGGUUUUCAAGUUCUGUGUUUUGACUGAUCACAGAUGGACUACCAGCUAGGCUGCAAGAGGGCAAAAGAAUAGAAACACACCUAUCCACAGAGGUUUUGUUCCAAGAAAGCAGUGUGUCCAACACUACCAUGAAGUGAACCUCCAAAUAGUUACAAGUUGAUAGAGCUACAAUCAGCUUGAGAGAGAGAGAGAGAGAGAGAGAGAGAGAGAGAGAGAGAGAGCUAACAAUGGAUGUGGUUCAGUUGCAAAAACAAUUGGCGGACUACACAAGGUCCUUGUUUAAUGAGGGAUUUCUUGAUGAUCAGUUCAACCAGCUUCAGCAAUUACAAGAUGAGAGCAACCCAGAGUUUGUGGUAGAAGUGGUUUCUCUCUUCUUUCAAGAUUCUCAAAGGCUUGUCAAUGAACUCGCCAAAGAUCUGGAACAACAGAGUGUAGAUUUUAAAAAGGUGGAUGCCCAUGUCCACCAGUUGAAGGGUAGCAGCUCAAGCAUCGGAGCACAAAGAGUCCAGAAGGCCUGCAUUUCCUUCCGCAAUUAUUGCGAUGAGCAGAAUACUGAAGGGUGCCUGAAAUGUCUGCAACAAUUGAAAAAUGAGUAUUCCCUUGUGAAGAACAAGCUCGAAACUCUAUUCAAGCUUGAGCAACAAUUAUUAGAAGCUGGUGGGUAGAUGCCAAUAGAAUGAAAGAGGCAGUGAAGCCAUCAUCUGCAGUUAAAAAUCAAGAAAAUGGAAUGUGUUUCCUAUUUGUAGAGAAGUUUUAUCUUUGGUCAUUUUGGUGUUGAAGAGGGUUCGUGAUAUAAGCCGUGCUAGGAAUGCAUAUAUUCGGAGUUCAAAGUCAUUUAAUUCACGUGGAUCUAACGAAUGUAUCAUGUGAAUCAUAUGCAUCGGAUAGCUCCGUACAUAUUUACAUUCAGAUUUGUGAUCUAUGGGUCCGACUGUCGGUAGCCUUUGCAAUGUUAGUGAUAUUUGGAGCUUGAUUUGACAUUGUACUAAAUGUACGGCCAGUAACAGAGGACAAGAAUGAAUCUUUCACCUCUAUUUUCUAUCCAUAUAUUGUUAACAGUUUUGUUU